Danaus chrysippus (African queen) is the source of this 360-nucleotide messenger RNA. NCBI's taxonomy places the organism in Eukaryota, Metazoa, Arthropoda, Insecta, Lepidoptera, Nymphalidae. The record is from the annotation of a GenBank genome assembly.
AUGCACAGUCGUGUACAUACAUUUACAAUAACGGCUGUGGAUAAAGUAAACGCAACAACCAUUAAUAUUGCAUCUCUUUCUAUCGACCACGGCAUUACAUGUAUAGAGGAGGAGGGAGUUGUGCUCCAGGACCACACCAACUUCGCAGUUUUCUUCCUUGCACUUCAUCGCCUCAACGGCGAUCGGAGCGAAGAGCAUCGAAAGGUUGGCGGAGAACGAAGCUCGCCUGGGCGGGAACGCCAACGUGGGGCGUCCGACGCGUUUUGGCGCAGACUGCCGGUCAGGCUAGCUGACGGCUCUGCCGAUACUUUGGUGUCGGCGUGGUAUCGGCACCUCGCUCACACGGUGGGUGGCGACUGA